ACAUCAGACCGCCGCCAGGCAUCUCAGCACAGGCCUGUGCGCGGAGGAGAGUUGCGGCCGGGCUCAGGCCGAAAGGAGGGAGCCAGGAGAGCGACCCGCGACUGCAGCCGGCUUUUAAGGCUAAUAAUCGCUUCGCAGCAGGUUCCGGGCAGCACUCCCGCGAGCUCCGCGGCGGGACCUGCCCUGGGAGACCUGGGCGCAGGACUGGAAGGGCGCUCGCGGCGGGUGCUGGCGACUCCGGGGCACCCGGGGACUCUCCCCGCGCCCUGGUCCGCUGCACCCGGGCUCCAGCUUACGCGUCUGGGAGCGGGGGGUGGAACCGGACGCGCACGGCAGGGGCUUUGCUAAUUGCCAAGCAGGAAGUGAGCGCCGGGAAGAGCGGCGGAGAGAGGGGAGGAGCGGGCGGAGGAGGGGCGCGCGGAGCUGCCGAGGUUCGCUCCCCACGCGUCCGAAACGCAGGGCAACCGAGCCCUGCAACCCGGCUUUCCUCCCCUGUCCCGCCAGCUGCCCGGCCCUGCUCUGGCGCCCGUUGGCCCCACUCCGUCCCCAUGGCUUCUCCGGACGACCCUGUGCGCGCGGAGUCACCAAUCCAGGAGAAUGGAGGCAGCUUUGGGACAGUAGAGCAACAGCCAGGAUCAGGAGGAAGGUCCCCACCCACCCCUGGCUGAGCUGCCGGCCUUGCCACCUCGGAGCUCGCACGAUCCCCCUUUCUGUUUCGGCUUCUUCGUGCCCCAUCUGAUAUCAGAGCCUUGCCUAGAGGCCCAGCCUGCUGUUACCUGGGGCCUGUAAAAAUAAACAUUUUAAAGCUUCUGAGUAAACUAUUUGAUUUCAUACUAAUAAUGUUGUAAACAUGUGGCUCGAAGAGCUCUCAGAAAUACUUGAGGACAACUGCUUCUAGGCUAGUCUCCAAUAACCAGGAUCAGCCCUCCUCCAAAUAACCUACACAACACGGGCCUGGGAGAACAAAGGUGUUUCUGCGUGAACUACAGCGAGGGCCGGGGGAAGGCCCGGGAUCAGGUAGAACAAGUGGAGAGACAGCGUGGGCCUGGGUCUGUGAGCGGAUUUGGCAAUAACACAUAAGGAAGAACUUCAUCCCCAGCCUGGGCUACGUCAGAAGCUGAUACAGUCACAACCGUGCGAAUGAAAAUAGUAAAAGACCUGAAAGUGCCUCUAAGACUGGUCCUAAACCUCUCCUGAUCGCCUAAGCCUUUCCUCAUUGCCCUCUCACUUUGCUGUUGUGCUUCAGAAAACAACAACAAAAAAAACCCUAAAUUCUCUGUGCCCUUCCCAUCUUAAGUUCCAUCUAUUCUCAGAGGUUUCAGACCAAAGCAAGAGACUUUGGGCCUCCAAACACUUGUGGUCCUGUUCACCCCAUCACCCUCUGAGGCACAGAUUCUCAGGGGGAGUCGUUCCCAAACCUGACCUGACCAGAAUAAUGAUGAUCAGCUGGGUGUGGGAACCAGCCACGUGGACCCGCUCCUGUUACAGAGGAAGAGCCAGAGGCCGGGAACACUUAACAUGAGUCAUCCAAGGUCAUACAGCUAGACUCAUUCAAGAUCAUUUGACAAAGGAGCCAGUGGAAGACACAGACCCUAGCACUAUAUCCCUUAAUAUGUCAGACAAAUAUCCCAUUCAAGACACGGGACUCCCUAAAGCAGAGGAGUGUGAUCCAAUUAGUCUGAACUGCCCAACAAAUUCUGAUGUGCAACACCAGGGAGAAGAAAAUGGCUUUCCAGACAGUACUGGAGAUCCCCUUUCAGAUAUAAGCAAGGACACAUCCUGCGCGGAAAACUGUACCUGUUCGUCCUGCUUGCUCCUGGCCCCCACCAUCAGCGACUUGCUCAAUGACCAGGACUUACUAGACGUAAUCAGGAUAAAGCUGGAUCCCUGUCACCCAACAGUCAAAAACUGGAGGAAUUUCGCAAGCAAGUGGGGCAUGCCCUACGAUGAACUGUGUUUCCUGGAGCAGCGGCCCCAGAGCCCCACCCUGGAGUUCUUACUCCGGAACAGUCAGAGGACGGUGGGCCAGCUGAUGGAGCUCUGCCGGCUCUACCACAGGGCCGAUGUGGAGAAGGUCCUGCGCAGGUGGGUGGACGAAGAAUGGCCCAGGAGGGGGCGUGGAGAGCACCCCAGGAACUUCUAGCCCUCAGCUCCUUCUCAUCGGCCUCUUCGGACCCUGAGCCGAGCACAGGUUAAGGGGCAAUGUGAAUCUGUUCUUUUUUAAGUUUAGGCGAAGGACGUGGGACAGCGGACCUUAGUUUUCCCCAAAGCUGGUGGUUUUGUGGAGGGUAGGGUAUGUUUUUGGUGGCGGAUUUUCCUUUAGUUUUGCACAUCUGUUUUUAUUUAAUAUUUGAAUCUGGAAUUGGGAAAAAUAUGUUGUAGGCUCCUAUAGGGACCAGGGCCAAAGCUACAGUCAGAGUGGAUUCAUGCCAUGAUGAAAAUAAAAGUAUCCUCUCCCUUAAAAACUGAAGACUGAACUCAGAACUAAAAGUCAUCAUCCACAAGAUCCUUUAUGAUUAAUGACACUCCCACAGCUUAGAAGGAAACCACAGAGAGAAGUUUCCCUUUAGUCUGUUACUCUUUUUGUUGUAAAGUACUUAGGUGAAUUCACAGGCUGCUGGCAUUGCGUGGUGAUACUCUUCAGGACACAUGCCAGCUUUCUUAUUCAAAUACUUGUAUAAUCUGGGCACUAUCAAAGAGGACUUUGCUUGAGUGUUUUUGAAAGAAAUGCAAAAACCGAUGGUGAUUGGGAGGACAGAGUUAGCAGGGUAAUAAGGACCAUGGGAAAGGUGUUGACAAAGAGUAGGCCCGGGGCUUCCCUGGUGGCGCAGUGGUUGAGAGCCCUCCUGCCGAUGAAGGGGACAUGGGUUCGUGCCCCGGUCCGGGAGGAUCCCACAUGCCGCGGAGCGGCUAGGCCCGUGAGCCAUGGCCGCUGAGCCUGUGCAUCUGGAGCCUGUGCUCUGCAAUGGGAGAGGCCACAACAGUGAGAGGCCCGCGUACCGCAAAAAAAAAAAAAAAAAAAAAGGCCCUUUCGGUACCCUUGGCUUUUUAAAAAUUAAUUUAACAUUUACUUUUAUGUCUUGUAUAUCAGGCUGAGUGUUUCACCCCUGAGAGAAAGCUCAAUUAAGAAAUAAAAACUACCUGGCCUGUGGGUGAAAUGCAACCCCGUCUAGCACCUACUACCCCACCUUAAAACAGGGCCCAAUAAUAACUACACAGCACUUUAGCGAAGAAAGAGAUAUCUUUACUGGUGAUACUGGGAAGGAAGCUAUGCAUUAAAACCUAAAUUUCAAAGGAUUUUAAACCAAGUGAAAAAUUGGGUCCAAAGACUAUCCCCUGUUCUCGUUUGAUGGUUUACUGUGGAAGGUGGUGUGGAUGGGAGCGUUUGCUAUUAGAAUUUUCUAGGUUUGGGGGGUGGGCGGGGGGAGGGAGAGAGAAGCCUUGGUUUACUUGGUGAUUUCAUAGAAGUGCUAUUUGGUUUUGGCUAUAGGUUUAGAAAAUUAAGGCACUUUGUCCAAUUUGGGAGGAUUCUGUUUAAAUCCCUGACUAAAAUAAGCAAAAAUGAUGAAUGACAUUGAUUGGAGUACAAGGGAGAUUAGGAUUAACUCAAAAGAAAGUUGUUUCCUAAACCACUGACAUUUUUCCCCCGCUAGCAGUUACAGCAGUUUUUAUGAGGUUGCUGGUAUAUAGUCAGCCUGACCGUUAAAUGUAAACGCUAAAUUUGCAAAAUUACUAUAGAGACUUACUCAUCACUUCUGAUUCAGUCAGUGCUAGUCACACCUAGCUCGUCUUGUCAGAUUUAGCAGAUAAAUGUCAGGUUUAUCAAAAGAUGUACUCAAGGGCUCCCCUGGUGGCGCAGUGGUUGAGAGUCCGCCUGCCGAUGCAGGGGACGCAGGUUCGUGCCCCGGUCCGGUCCGGGAAGAUCCCACAUGCCGCGGAGCGGCUGGGCCCGUGAGCCAUGACCACUGAGCCUGCGCGUCCGGAGCCUGUGCUCCGCAACGGGAGAGGCCACAACGGUGAGAGGCCCGUGUACUGCAAAAAAAAAAAAAAAAAAAAAAAAAAGAACCAGUUCCUAACAUCCCCGACUUGAAAUCCAGAAAAUGAUGAAAAUUUUCUCAUGGAAACACUGUUGGUGAUCAGGCUCUGUAGAAUGGACAGUUCUGUGCUUCACAAAUUCCUGGAUUAACAGCUUUUUGUGGGCUGACUUGGGGACACUAGUCCCUACUGGCACUGCUUCUGUGGGACAUGUUUCCAAAAUUCCAAACUUCAGAUUUCAGUUUCAAAACUGACUUUAGGCAGAAUUUAUCCUCAUAGAUUUCUUGAACAUGGCUCUUGUUCAUAAGUGUCAGCUGAACUUAUCUUUGAGUUGGAUCAAAAACGUUAAGACACAGAAUUCAGGUGGAUUAGCUAUGGGCAGAGCUAAGCACGCUCCUUAUCUUUUUUUUUUUUUUGGCUGCAUUGGGUCUUCGUUGCGGUGCGUGGGCUUCUCAUUGCGGUGGCUUCUCUUGGUGCGGAGCACGGGCCCUAGGGCAUGUGGGCUUCAGUAGUUGCAGCUUGUGGGCUCAGUAGUUGUGGCUCGCGGGCUCUAGAGUGCAGGCUCAGUAGUUGUGGCACAUGGGCUUAGUUGCUCCGCGGCAUGUGGGAUCUUCCCAGACCAAGGAUUGAACCCAUGUCGCCUGCAUUGGCAGGCGGAUUCUUAACCACUGCGCCACCAGGGAAGUCCUGUCCUUUAUAUCAGGAAUUACAGGAAAACUGUGAGACCACAGAGCACCACCCACUCAUCUCUCCAUUUGGCGGCAUUAGUUUGAAAGCCCUGAUGGCUAAUAAUUUCCAUCACUGGCCAUGAAAGCUUAAAUUUCUAUUGUAAUUGCAUAGGGGACGUGCCAGGGUAGAAGGGAUUUUUUUUUUAAUAUGGGAUUUGAUAAAAAUAUGUUGUUUUAAUUUCACUCUACCAUUAUUUGCUCAUAUUGACAUCUGUAUCUGUUGGCAUUUACCUCAUGAAAAGUUUUAAUUAUUAACAGUAUGAUAUUAGCAGAGAGAGAUUUAACCAAACAUUGUUUUUAAUUAAAGUUCAUUCGGAUUCUAGACCUUGACCAAA
Molecule: messenger RNA, 5098 nt
Organism: Orcinus orca (killer whale)
Lineage: Eukaryota; Metazoa; Chordata; Mammalia; Artiodactyla; Delphinidae
Gene: EDARADD
Product: EDAR associated via death domain
Exons: 7
Coding region: 1613-2143 (176 amino acids)
Biological process (GO): signal transduction
Molecular function (GO): protein binding
Source: RefSeq, a predicted model, not a curated record